GCCACAAACUGCAAGGACAGGCAAAUAAGAAAUAAAAUUAUUGUUGUUGUUUUGUUGUUGUUGUUUUUCUUAUAUGUAGGCAUUGGGUUAUUUUAGGUAGCCCUUCAGUAUCUUCCCAGGUGGGACCCUAAGCUGAGCUGAGCCCUGAAACUGAGCUGGAAGACAAACAGCAAAGAAUCACUUUAGUCAAUUGAACUACCAAGCCCAGUACUAGUUUCAUUCCAACAUAUUCACAGCACUGCUUGUGAGAUAAAGUCCUAAACCCUCACAUUGUAGAUCUUCUUGGGCUGUUGAAUGCGCCUGUGUUCUUAGGGCCGUUUCCUCAUCGGUCUCUUUAUAGGACUGCAAUGGUCACCUCUGAGGCCUGUUUCUGUGACCAGCUUUCCACCCCUUGCUCUCUCUCCAGGGUCUGGAAUGAUGCUGUGGCCGAAUCCUCAGCCGUUUCUCCCCCUUUGCGAUGGAGUGGGACUGAGUCAGGUAAGCAGGAGGAUUCCUGGGAGAGGAGGACGGGGCCUGCCGGGGUGCCUUUGGUUCCAGGAUUAAUGGCCAAAUAUCUGUUUAAACAGACAAGAUUUAAGGUGUUUCCUUAGAAGUGAAAUACUGAAGGCACAAUUACAAGGAGGGGAAAAAAUGAAGAGAAAACUAAAGAAACCAGAAUGGAUGUUCAAAGAACUUUCAACGGAGCUAAGAUUUAAAAGGGACAUGUACAUGAAAUGGAAAGGGGAGGAUCACCAAAGAAUGUAAACGACUAAACAGCAUAAGCAUAAGUAGCAGAUCAUGAAGAAGGCCAUCUGGAAUCACUUAGAAAAAAUGCUGUAAUCACUGAAGGGCAAGAUGGGUUUCUCCAAAACAAGUCAUGCCAGACUAAUCUGUUUUUCAGUAGAGUUCCAAGCUUGGUAGAUGAAGGAAAUGCCGUGGGUGUAGCACAUCUUGCUUUCAGUAAGACCUUUGGAAAGGCCUCUCCUGGUUUUAUAAACAACUAGUAAAAAGUGGGCUGGAUAAUACUCCUGUUCAGUGGAUUUGUAAUGGUUUGAGUGACAACGGGUGGAGUGGGCCCAGUACUGCUCAACAUGCGUAUCUUAUUUUCAGAUGACAAAAAAUUAGCAAGCAUAGCUGACAGUCUAGAAGAUAGGAUCACAAUUCAAAAUGGCCUGAACAUGUUAGAGAGCUGGGCCAAAACUAACCCAAUUAAUGUCAACAAGAAUAUAUGUAGAGUAGUACACUUAGGCAGGAGAAAAAUGCCAUGCACAGGUACAGGAGGGGCAACACCUGACUUGACAAUCAUUCAUAUGAUGGGAUCUUGGAGUGUUAGAGGACUGCAAGUGGAACAUGAGCCAACAAUGUGAUGCAGCAGCUGAAAAGACAAUGGGAUUUUGGGCUGCAUCCCAAGGAAUAUUGUGUCUAGAUUCAGGGAAGUCAUGGCGACCUUCUUUCUGCUUUGGGGAGACCUCACCUGAAAUUACACUGUGUCCAGUUGUGGGCAUCACAAUAAAAGGGGGAACAUACCCUGAUUCCAUUUCUGAUUCUAUAUAUCAAUUAAGAAAUGGUUCUUACCUGUGACCAACCCGUCGUCUCUACAAAGCUUACCUUUGUGGCAUGGAGGCCUUCGCCCUUUCCCUUUCAAGCAACCAGCAGGAAUGUAAGUUUACUUUAAAUUAUUUCUUGUCAUCAUUUUUCUUGAUAUCUCUCACGUGAGGAGGGAAUCUUUUCUUCUUCCGCCAGGGCCCAAUCGCCUUUGAGGACGUGGCUGUGGAUUUCUCCCUGGAGGAGUGGGUUCUCCUGAAUCCGGACCAGAAAGCCUUGCACAAGCAGAUCAUGGAGGAGAUGAAUGGGAUUGUGGACUCUCUCGUAGAUAACGGGGAGAAGAGCCAUGUAUGCACCAAAUACAGGAAGCAUUUUGGACACAACGGGUGCCUUCAUCGACACCAGCAAGCCCACAGAGAAGAUGGAGGUUCUGCCAGAGAAAGGCCCAACAAAUGCAUUGUAUGUGGGCAAUGUUUUACCCAAAAUGUGGCACUUGUCCUUCACAAGACACUUGAUGUUGGGAAAAGCCAUCUUAAAGGGAAAGUAUCUGCAAAAUGUGUGGUGAAACACAAGGAAUUUCACACAGGUCAGGAACAAUACAGAUGCCAAGAGUGUGGGAAGUGUUUUGCUUCCAGUUCAGCCUUGGUGAGGCUCAAAAGACUCCACACAGGAGAGAAGCCACACCAAUGUCAGGAGUGUGGGAAAUGUUUUGCUGAAAGUUCAGCCUUGUUGAGCCACAAAAGAGUCCACACCAGGGAGAAGCCAUACAAAUGCCAGGAGUGUGGGAAAUGUUUUGCUUUCAGUUCAGCCUUGGUGAGGCACAAAAGACUCCACACAGGAGAGAAGCCAUACCAGUGCCAGGAGUGUGGGAAAUGUUUUGCUUUCAGUUCAGCCUUGGUGAGGCACAAAAGACUCCACACAGGAGAGAAGCCAUACCAGUGCCAGGAGUGUGGGAAAUGUUUUGCUUGCAGUUCAACCUUGGUGAGCCACAAAAGACUCCACACAGGAGAAAAGCCAUACAAAUGCCAGGAGUGUGGGAAAUGUUUUGUUUGCAGUUCAACCUUGGUGGGCCACAAAAGACUCCACACAGGAGAAAAGCCAUACAAAUGCCAGGAGUGUGGGAAAUGUUUUGCUGACAGUUCAAACUUGAUGAGCCACAAAAGAGUCCACACCAGGGAGAAGCCAUACAAAUGUGAGGAGUGUGGGAAAUGUUCUGUUUCCCAUUCAGACUUGGUGAGGCACAAAAGACUCCACACAGGAGAGAAGCCAUACAAAUGCCAGGAGUGUGGGAAAUGUUUUGCUGACAGUUCAAACUUGAUGAGCCACAAAAGACUCCACACAGGAGAGAAGCCAUACCAAUGCCAGGAGUGUGGGAAAUGUUUUGCUUACAGUUCAAACUUGAUGAGCCACAAAAGACUCCACACAGGAGAGAAGCCAUAUAAAUGCCAUGAAUGUGGAAAAUGUUUUACUCAGAGUUCAGCCCUUAACCAGCACCAGAGAACACAUACCGGGUAAAAAACAGCCAUUGUGGGUAAAUGUCUGAUUUCAAACAGGACCCUUUGAGAAGUUCUGCGUCAGAUUUGGUGGAGUCCCGUUCUUGUCAUUUGAACCUGUAAGUUGGAGGUCUGUUCUCUGGAGCAGCAGAAAGCAAGCUCUGUGUGACAAUCCUUCAGAGCAGUGGUUCUCAACCUGUGGGUCCACAGAUGUUUUGGCCUUCAACUCCCCUAAAUCCUAACAGCUGGUAAACUGGCUGGGAUUUCUGGGAGUUGUAGGCCAAAACACCCGGGGACCCACAGGUUGAGGACCACUGCUUCAGUGUCAGUUCCUGGAAGGUGUAGGAGACAAAGAUAGGCUCACACAGCUUGUAGCUAUGGAAAACUUUAUUGAAUCCGCCUUGCCAAAAUGGCCGCAAAGCUUCUACUGCCCGUCUUCCGCUCUUUCCCCUCAGUAUAUUGGGUGGUUGCUUCCCUCCUCCCUUCACGUCUCUUCUUCUCCAUUCACACCUCCCUUUCCUUUUGUCCUUUCCCACGUCUGAAGACCAGACCCUGUCAUAAAUCAGCCUUCCCAGCCAAAUGGUCUUCUUUAUCCGAUUUGUUGUAGUCAGGUGUGAAAAGAACAGCUUGGAGAAUGCUGAUCUUUUUGCAUCCUGACAUUCAGAGAGUUAAAUAUGAUUGUCUUGUCACCUCGUCUGAAAAGAAAUAAACCAUAUGUGAUUCCAUCACUUGUUCCUCUGGUCUUAGUUUCCAGCUCCAUUUCCACCUUGGUUUAAAUGUCCAGUUUGUGAACGUUGUGCCCCUACAGACACAUCCUCUGUUUUCCUCUUUAGUCAGGACUGGUCAGCUUGAAUAUUGUAAAUGGCCGUUAUGGGAGGGAUCCAGAGUUAGCCCCUUCCCUUUCAGACAGUGGCUCUCAACCAGUGGUCCACGGACUACCAGUGGUUCGCAAGAACUAAAAUACGGUCUGCCUUCUAACCUUCCCUUCCUUUGCUUUCUUUUUUCUAGCCCUUCCUUCCCCUUUCUUCCUUCUUUCCUUCUAUCCUUGUCUUCUUGUCCCUUCCUUUGCCUUUUCUCUUGCCCUUCAUUCCUUCCUUUUUCUCUUCCCUCCCUUUUCUCCCCUUUGCCUUUUCUCUUGCCCUUCUUUCCUUUUUUUCUUCCCUUCACUUCCCUUCCUUUUCCUUCUUUUCUCUUGCCCUUCCUUCCUUUUUCUCUUCUCUCCCCUUCCUUUGCCUUCUUUUCUCUUGCCUUCUUUCCUUGCUUUUUCUUGCUCUUCGCUUGCCUUCCCUUCCUUUGCCUAUCAUAUGUUAUGGACUGGAGUAGAGUACAAUAUAUGUCUCAUUUGAUGCCUUAUGAACUUGAAUGCAAACUAUAAUUGUUUUUAUUAAUCUGUUUAUCCUAUUAUAUUAUAUUAUUGAUGUACUCUGAUUGUUGUUUAUGUGAGUUUAAUAUGUCGUAAGCCUCUUUGGGUCCAGUGAGGGAGAAAAGCAGGAUAUAAAUAAAGAUUCAUCAUCAUCAUCAUCA
This is a messenger RNA of Anolis carolinensis (green anole), 4541 nucleotides long. RefSeq names its product zinc finger protein 501-like. Gene Ontology annotation, molecular function: DNA-binding transcription factor activity, RNA polymerase II-specific; RNA polymerase II transcription regulatory region sequence-specific DNA binding. Bases 1816 to 3039 code for a protein of 407 amino acids. The record is from RefSeq and is a predicted model, not a curated record. Gene Ontology annotation, cellular component: nucleus. Lineage: Eukaryota; Metazoa; Chordata; Lepidosauria; Squamata; Anolidae. The transcript is spliced from 2 exons. Gene Ontology annotation, biological process: regulation of transcription by RNA polymerase II.